Talaromyces amestolkiae is the source of this 2235-nucleotide messenger RNA. RefSeq lists its product as uncharacterized. Gene Ontology annotation, cellular component: 90S preribosome. Gene Ontology annotation, molecular function: RNA helicase activity; nucleic acid binding; ATP binding. Bases 1 to 2235 code for a protein of 744 amino acids. The record is from RefSeq and is a predicted model, not a curated record. Gene Ontology annotation, biological process: maturation of SSU-rRNA. NCBI's taxonomy places the organism in Eukaryota, Fungi, Ascomycota, Eurotiomycetes, Eurotiales, Trichocomaceae. The transcript has a single exon.
AUGGACGCCUUCAAGUUGUUGACCAGGUCAACAAAACUAAAGCCUUCAACAUCAAAUACGACUAGCCGGUUACCUUCCGCAGGCAAAGCAGCGAAUCCGCAACUCUUUGGUUCUGCAGAAGAUGCUCAGUCCAGCAAGAAAAGAAAGAGACAGAAUGAAGCUGCAGAAGAGACUGGCGAGAAAAACGAUGAUUUUGAUGCUACACAACGCCUCUUGUUUGGUGGUGGGCAUUCGACAUCUGUCACUGCUACGACGGCAGUAAAAGAAUCUAAAAAAUCUCGGAAAUCCAAGAAGGCAUCUAUACAGAUCGACGACACGCAGGCCGAGAAUGAAUCCGAUUCGGAACAGCAAGCGCAAGGCGAUGCUAUGGAUGAGUCUGAGCGUCGAACAAUUCUCAAAACUCACAAAAUCAAAGUCGUCGAUUUGAGAGAUCUGGAAGAUAUUCUAGCAGAAAAGGUUGAAGAUCAAGACGAUGACUCCAAAAGCAAAAAGAAAAAGAAACGGAAAAUCAGCAAGGAGAUCGCCCUCCUCAGCAAAAAGAGGCAAAAAGAAGCCCGACAACUGUAUCCAGAGCCCUUGACUUCCUUUCAAGAUUUGCGGAAGAAGUAUCAGAUCUCUAGAAAACUGGCAGACAAUAUUUCUGAGCAAGGAUUUACGGUUCCAACUGAAGUGCAGAUGGGUAGUUUGCCUCUCCUUCUUGGAAAUACCUCGUCUGCGAAAGAUGAACAAGAGCCGGAUCUCUUAGCUGUGGCACCUACAGGUAGUGGGAAGACACUUGCCUUCCUUAUUCCCUUGAUCAACAAGACUGUUGGAUAUCACCGAGAGAAUCCAGGACAACGCGAGAUUUCGUCGAUUGUUGUUGCACCUACCAAAGAGCUGGUAGGUCAGAUUGUCAACGAGGGACGCAAAUUGGCGGUCGGAACAGGCGUGACGAUUACAGCAAUGAGGAAAGGAAUGCAGGUUGUGGCUCGGGCUGAGCAUGAUGAUGCGGACGAAGAUUCAGAAAAUUCGGCGUCGGGCUCCGAGUCUGAUGGGGAUGAAGAUGCAGACAAGUCGGCCAAGUCAAAGGACAGUAAAAAUACGGACGCUCUGACGAAAAGUGAUAUCCUGGUUACGACACCGCUUGCAUUAGUCAAUGCUCUAUCUAAAAAGAAUGCAGAAGAAAAGGAGUCGCUCCCUUCGGUACGAUAUCUUGUAUUGGACGAGGCAGAUGUUCUACUUGAUCCAUUAUUCCGCGACCAAACACUAGCAAUCUGGACUGCAUGUACCAACACCCACCUCAGAAUAUCUUUCUGGUCCGCCACAAUGGGCUCUAGUAUCGAAGAACUUACAAAAUCGACACUGGAAUCGCGUCAUGAGUUGCUUGACGCAGAAAAGAGACCUCUACUACGCGUGGUCAUUGGCCUGAAGGAUUCGGCUGUGCCAAAUAUUCAACACAAACUUAUUUACGCUGCUACCGAGCAAGGAAAGUUGCUUGGAUUGCGACAGUUACUUCACCCUACUGCUGCUAUCGCUCCUAAUGAAGUUCGACUUCGACCACCGUUCCUCGUUUUUACUCAAACCAUCACUCGAGCUGUUGCCUUGCACUCGGAGUUGCUAUACGACAUCCCAGUUGAAGCCGGUGGUUCAUCUCGAAUCGCUGUUCUUCACUCUGAUUUAUCCGAAACGCGUAGAUCCGAAAUCAUGAAGGGGUUCAGAAAAGGCGAGAUUUGGAUCAUCAUCACAACUGACUUGUUGGCCCGUGGUGUCGACUUCCGUGGCAUUAAUGGUGUUGUCAACUACGAUAUUCCGACGUCGAGUGCUGCCUACGUCCACCGAGUAGGCCGAACGGGUAGGGCUGGCCGUGAAGGUGGUGUUGCGGUAACAUAUUACACGAAAGAAGACAUUCCAUACGUCAAGAGUAUUGCCAACCUCAUCCACACCAGUGAGAAACUUCAAGGCAAAGAGCAAUCUGUACAGAAAUGGCUUCUCGAUUCUCUUCCGGACCUAAGCAAGAAAGACCGACAGGACCUGAAAAGACAUGGCGUCAAAGCUCGCGCGGCUUCUGCUAAGCUCAAGCAUGAUACUGAGAAGGGAGGAAAGGCUCGCAUCAGUACAAAGAGUGGAUACGAUCGUCGCAUGGAAAAUAAGAGGAAGGGCGCUAUAUCUGCAAGUCGCAACAGGACUCAGCAACCUUCGACCGCAAAAGAUGCUGCGGAUAGUGGCGACGAUGAGUGGAAUGGGCUAGAUGAUUAG